Aspergillus thermomutatus is the source of this 1182-nucleotide messenger RNA. RefSeq names its product Zn(II)2Cys6 transcription factor domain-containing protein. The record is from RefSeq and is a predicted model, not a curated record. The coding region runs from base 1 to 1182 and encodes 393 amino acids. The transcript has a single exon. Lineage: Eukaryota; Fungi; Ascomycota; Eurotiomycetes; Eurotiales; Aspergillaceae. Gene Ontology annotation, biological process: regulation of DNA-templated transcription. Gene Ontology annotation, molecular function: zinc ion binding; DNA-binding transcription factor activity, RNA polymerase II-specific.
AUGCCUCCAACUUCUCGCCAAAUCAAGCUGCGAGCAUCGUGCGACUCCUGCAACGAGGCGAGGGUUCGCUGCUCUCAAACGCGCCCCAUAUGUGAGCGCUGUUUGAAGAACGAUAUCGAGUGUAUCUAUGGCGUUUCUCAACGAGCCGGGAGAAAUCGUUCAUCCAACCCGAAUCGAGGCCUGGAUGUACGGAACCAACCUGCCUGGGGUCCACUGAACAACUCUCAUUUCUUAGCGCAUCAACCUCCGGCAGGAGGAAUAUUUGAUGAUUUCCUCCCGAAUUCCUUUCCCCUGCUCGACGACCUGGCUACUGGACCGCCGAAACAUGGAUUCCCAGAAGCUAACAUGUUUGCCGAAAUGUUCGCCGCCAUCUCUCCCUCACCCACACCGAAUGCAAGUGAGAUUCCCGCCAUGGAUGGCCUGGAGAACAGUCUGACAGAUGCAACGUGCACUUGUGUCUCCACUGUCUUUUCAUUUUUCUCUUCGAAUCCUAUACUUACACGGACUCAUCCUGCUCCCAUCGACGUAUGCCUCGUCCAGGGGCGAGAGUCGAUCAAUAUCUGCGAGCGUAUGUUGAACUGUGUCAGCUCGUCUCGCCACCACUACAGCUCCCUCAUUACCGUGGCCCUUCUGAUUGAUCGAGUCGUGGCCAUAUACGAUAGAGCAAGGCAACAUUAUUACCAGACCCUCCUGGUUCCGCCAUGCACUGCGGUGUCGACCAGCUCUUUGUCAGGGGUGCCUCGUUCGCCACAGUCGUCGCGAAAUUCCAGAUCCCCUUCCCUGGCAGGAAAUAUGCCAGCAUCGCUGGUGGACAUAUCCGCCCAGGACCUAUCACUAUGCCUCGGGGGACAGUCCCGCGGGUCUGCAUUCAUUGGACAGUACCAACUGGACGAAGAUGACGAUGUGAAGCUGACCUUUGAAGUCGUGUUUCGCCAUCUCUCCAGGAUAGAGAAUCUCAUUAGAUCCUUCAGAAACGGCAUAUCGGGGGAAGAGCAUAUGAAGUCGUCCGCCAUCGAAGGCAUCUCAUCAUCGCCUACGGAAGAUCAAGAAUUGGGGUAUGAUCGUCAGGUGUCCGUGUGUCUGGGGUUGGCAGACCUGAUCGAACGACAAUUAAACGUCGCGCGUAGUGGGUGGGAAUCAAUUUGCAAAGAAUGGGAACCUUAUCAAUCAAAUCGCAGAUAA